Molecule: messenger RNA, 3875 nt
Organism: Helianthus annuus (common sunflower)
Lineage: Eukaryota; Viridiplantae; Streptophyta; Magnoliopsida; Asterales; Asteraceae
Product: pumilio homolog 2
Exons: 9
Coding region: 564-3509 (981 amino acids)
Biological process (GO): post-transcriptional regulation of gene expression
Cellular component (GO): cytoplasm
Molecular function (GO): mRNA binding
Source: RefSeq, a predicted model, not a curated record
GAAAACAAAACCCUAAAAGGGUUCUUUGAAACAACCAAUUCGCCGCCAGAUCGAUCUCUUUCACUUCUUGCAGCUAUCAGUUAUCUAUAUACAUGUAACCCAAACAAACCCUCUUCACUGUCUGUCUUCAUCACCUCAUAUUUAUUGUUUUUUUGGCAACCCUUUUGUUAUAACUGGCUCUUUCUGCAAUCCAAUGUGAAACCAGUUGAAAUUUGUUGCCAAAAUUUCUUCUUUUUUAUUUCUUUUAUUUUCUUUUUGUUCUCUGAUCAUCUAAAGAUUUGUUUUUUAGGUGAUAAAGGUGUUAAAUUUUCAAUCUUUAUCAGUUUUUUUGUUAAAUUUGUUGCCAUAGUUGUGUUUAACUUAUGUUAAAGUUUGUUGAUUUUGAUUUUUAGGGUUUUUUUUAAGGUUUUUAGGGUUUGUGUUGUGUGAGUGAUCAAAGAUUAGAUUUUUAUUUCUUGUGUCAUCAUCUGGGUAUUUUUUUUUAAUUUUUUUUUAACUUUUUUUAGAUUAUGCUGUUGGUUUUUGUUUUCUUGAUAUAAUUUUCAAAAUUUUACAUUGAAUAGAUGUUAUCUGAAAUGGGUAGGAGACCGGUAAUAGGUAGUGGUGGUGAGGGUUCAUUUGGGGAUGAAUUGGAAAAGGAGAUCGGGUUGUUGCUCCGCGAACAACGGCGUGAAGCCGAUGAUCGCGAAAAGGAGCUUAACAUGUAUAGAAGUGGUUCAGCACCACCUACUGUAGAGGGUUCAUUAAGUGCAGUUGGUGGUUUGUUUAACAAUAACCAUGGUCAAGGUCAAAGUCAAAGUCAAACUAAUGGUUUAGGUUUUUCGGAAUUUGCCGGUGGCAAUGGAUUUAGGUCGGAAGAUGAACUUAGGGCUGACCCUGCUUACAUAUCUUACUAUUAUUCGAAUAUGAAGUUAAACCCUAGGUUGCCGCCACCACUUGUGUCGAAAGAGGAUUGGCGGUUUACUCAGAGGUUGCAGGGCGGUGGAGGGUCUGGAUUGGGCGGGAUUGGAGAUCGGAGGAAAUCUAAUAGGAGUGAUGGUGGCGGUGCGAGUGUUGGCGGCGGCGGUGGUGGCGGCGUGUCGCUUUUCUCUAUGCCGCCUGGUUUUAACUCGAAGAAACAGGAGAAUGAGAAUUCGGAGGCGGAGAAAGUUAAGGCUUCUGCGGAGUGGGGCGGUGAUGGAUUGAUCGGUUUGCCCGGUUUAGGAUUAGGUAGCAAACAGAAGAGCCUUGCCGAAAUUUUCCAGGAUGAUUUGAGCCGUUCCACUCCACCUUCUGGACACCCUUCUCGACCCGCAAGUCGUACUGCUUUUGAAAACAAUGACGAACCCCUAGGUCAUGCCGACGCUGAGCUGGCUCAAUCACACAGUGUGAAGGGUCAACCAACAUCAUAUUCUUACGCUGCUGCUUUAGGUGCUUCUUUAUCAAGAAGCACAACCCCUGACCCACAACACAUUGCUCGGGUCCCAAGCCCGAUUCCUACCCCAAUCGGAGGUGGGCGGGUCAACCCGUCGGAUAGGAGAAACCCCAACGGUCCAGGUUUGUUUAACGGAGCUAUGUCUCAGCCCAAAGAUCCGGCUGAUUUGGUUACCACACUUUCCGGUAUGAAUUUGUCAAACGGGGUCAUGGGGGAAGAGUCAAACCUGACCCAGUUUGACCAAAACGCUGAUGAUCAAAACGCUUUUCGUCUGAAUAUGCUGCAGAAUCCGAAAAGUAAUAAAAACAAUCUGUACUUUGACGGCUCUUCGAGUAACUUACAAUCUCAAUAUCAGCAUAAUAACGGCGGUGGACGUUCUUAUAUGAACAACGGUUCAAGUGGGCAUUCCGUCAAUUCUGUGAAUUCGCCGCAAAUGAUGUCCAGUCAACACGGCGGGAGCUUGAAUCUGCCGCCACUUUUUGAAACCGCCGCUGCAGCUUCUGUCAUGGGUUACCCCGGAAUGGAAUCAAGAUUCGGUUUGGAAUCACCAAACAUGAGCCGGCUUAUGAACCAAAUGUCGGGAAACACACUCCAAGGAUCUCUUAUGGACCCCAUGUAUCUCCAGUACUUAAGAUCAACCGAAUACGCUGCAGCCGCUGCCCAAAUUGCCGCCCUCAACGACCCCACUAUUGACCGGAGCAACUAUCUUGGGAAUUCUUACGAAGACUUGCUUCAAAAAGCGUAUCUCGGAAGUUUACUGUCACCGCAAAAAUCACAAUACGGUGGUGUUCCGUAUGUAGGAUCGUCCGGUAGUCCUCACCACCAUGGUUAUUACGGGAACCCUGCGUUUGGAAUGUCGUAUCCAGGAAGCCCGUUAGCAGGCCCACUUCCCAACUCUCCCGGAGGGCCCGGUAGCCCAAUGAGGCUCGGUGAACUCAACGCUCGAUUUUCUCCUCAAAUGAGAAAUUUAGGUGGUGGUAGUGGCGUGAUGGGGCAUUGGCAUUUAGAUGGUGGAGAAAGUACCUUUGCGUCCUCUUUGCUAGAAGAGUUUAAAAGCAAUAAAACUAGGAGUUUUGAGCUUUCGGAAAUCAACGGUCAUGUUGUCGAGUUUAGCGCGGACCAGUACGGUAGCCGUUUCAUUCAACAGAAACUUGAAACCGCUACUACCGAGGAUAAAAACAUGGUCUUUCAAGAGAUUUUCCCUCAGGCUCUUACUUUGAUGACCGAUGUCUUCGGAAAUUACGUGAUUCAGAAGUUUUUCGAGCAUGGAAUGCCAGCUCAGCGAAGAGAAUUGGCCGGAAAGCUGUUGGGCCAUGUUUUGUCCCUUAGUCUUCAAAUGUACGGCUGCCGAGUUAUACAGAAGGCGAUUGAAGUUGUUGACUUGGACCAAAAGAUCAAGAUGGUGGAAGAACUGGACGGGCAUAUCAUGCGUUGCGUACGCGAUCAAAACGGGAACCAUGUUAUCCAAAAGUGUAUUGAAUGUGUUCCUGAAGAACAUAUUCAGUUUAUCAUCACGACUUUCUUCGAUCAAGUUGUGGUCCUUUCAACCCAUCCGUACGGUUGUCGUGUCAUACAGAGGGUGCUUGAGCAUUGUGAGGAUCCUAAAACUCAAAGCAAGGUGAUGGAUGAAAUCCUUGCGUGUGUAAGCAUGCUAGCACAAGAUCAGUACGGAAAUUAUGUCGUUCAGCAUGUAUUGGAACAUGGAAAGCCGCAUGAGCGGUCUAUAAUAAUUCAAGAGUUGGCUGGGAAGAUCGUUCAGAUGAGUCAACAGAAGUUUGCAUCAAACGUGGUUGAAAAAUGUUUGACUUUUGGUGAUGCUAGUGAACGUCACCUUCUUAUGAACGAGAUGCUCGGUACUACCGAUGAAAAUGAGCCCCUUCAGGCAAUGAUGAAAGAUCAGUUUGCAAAUUACGUGGUGCAAAAAGUACUUGAAACUUGUAGUGAUCAAGAACGUGAACACAUAUUGUCGCGAAUUAAGGUUCAUCUGAACGCGCUUAAGAAAUACACUUAUGGAAAACAUAUCGUUGCUCGUGUAGAGAAACUUGUUGCCGCUGGAGAAAGGAGAAUGGCUGCACAGUCGGCACACGCCGCAUAGGGAAGAAAGUUGUACAGCUAAUGAAGGAAGGCUAGUUUGAGCUACCCUUUUCUCUCUCAUCUCUCCGUCUGUUUUUAAGAUCUCCUAGAUGCAAAUAAAGUUUGGUUUGACUUGAAAAACUGUACAUUCUGUAGCGUUUGAAAGUUUAUACGUAGAGUUACUUUUUUAUCAUAAGAAAGAAUGUUGAGAGGGCGGCUAGGGGAUGUAAAGGAAAAGGCGAGGGAGGAGGAGGUAGUAGUUUUGUGACUGUACAAAAAUGUUGCUCUUAUUUAUCGGUAGAGCAUGAGUUGAUGUUUUUAGGCGUUAUGGUAUGGUGUCCUAUGCUAUGCCAUUUAAACAGUUUUCUUAUAAUUUAUCCUUCAGUUU